Molecule: messenger RNA, 5268 nt
Organism: Uranotaenia lowii
Lineage: Eukaryota; Metazoa; Arthropoda; Insecta; Diptera; Culicidae
Exons: 3
Coding region: 2643-3923 (426 amino acids)
Source: RefSeq, a predicted model, not a curated record
UAUGCCAGAGUAAAGCAGGACUUGCCCGGAUUGUGUCUUGUGUUCUCCAGUAUUAGGCCAACGGACUUCGCUCAGUCCCAGAAUUUCAAGCUUGAGGCGGCUAGCCUCUCUAGCAAGUUGUUCCAGUUUGCCUUGUUGGGCAAGGGUUAAAACAUUCCAAGUUCCAAUUCGUGUCCGUGUUUUCAUGCUAAAAGUCGUCGCCAAAGUUCCAGGUCGGUCAUUUCUUUCGGAUUCCGUAACAAUUUCAAAUCGGGAGCAGUAGGUUGUUAGCCUAAAGUCCCUAUCCCGCGAUGGGGCUGCCAUCUUGGACUUAGCUGGCGGGAGCCGCAUUUCAUAAAUUCAGCCGCUUGCUGCAAACUUAGAUUGAAGGAAUGAAACCAAAUGAACCAAAGUGUCCCAACAUUUGUUAGCUGAAUACUUAUACUCAUAAAGUAACUGCCUAUAUACAAGGUCUUGGCGCUUCGAUUCAAAAGCAAUGCUGUCUUAAGGCGUGGUUCAACCCCUUAUCAUAUUCACACAUGUUGUGGGAUCUUAAAGGUCUCAAAAACUCAGUAAGAUCUUCGCUGUAGCAUGUAGAAGCAGAAAAACUAUUCAGGGGUGGUCUUGACAGGAUACUCACUUUGUCGUUCCCCAAUUGGCCUUACCUUGACGGUUAAAAACUUACGAAAGGUGUUGCUGCGAUGCGCAUGAGUUACUUCCAAAGCGUUACCCAACAUUGAUUGUUCAAAAUGAUUGUCGGUGCUUUAUUUAAGAACAACCCACCAUCCCGAAAACACACUGAAGAUGAAUGUCAAGGUUAUAAAAAAAGAGGUCAGAAAUUCAAGAAAUAUCUUCUAUACAGCUUUAUUUAAAUAAGGUGUGUUCAACAGAACUCAAUCGAAAUCAAUUGAAAUGGAUUGACAGUUGAUCAGCUGUUUUUCCAAUUGACUUCGAUCGAUUUCUAUCGGGCUGCUGAAUGAACAGCCAGACACUAAUACUAAUGCGCUUAGUUUGUAUUCAUUUUUUAUUCGGCUGCGCGCCUCACUUCAAGCAUAGAGUUGUUUUUGACAUUUCUCACGCACAUUAACUAGCGUCCCACUGGCGUGUACGGAUAAGAACGGGACAAUUAACCUCCAAAAAUGUCAGUGCAAAAAUCGGACAGCCGGCUGACGAACACGGUCGUUUUUGAGGUUAAUGUUCCCAAAAUGACAAAGUGUUAGUGGAACGCCCUGAAUUGUGACACGAAUACUACUAGCGGCAAAUAGGACUAUUCGUCCACAAAUUUUGCGGACAGCAAACGCUGAGGCUGAUAUGCGACUUCGUGAUCGCAACCGGAAUCCAUCUAGACGAUCGGGAACUUUUCUACGAAAAGUAUGACGAUGACGAUUAUGUGCCCUGAGCCAAGUGGCUGAGAAAGCUGCUGAAGGAGUGGCGGAAAACUUGGAAGAUACCAAGGGCCAAGGGGCAAAGCAUCAAGGAAUGGGAUUCUAUGUUGGGUUCAUGUACCGAAAUCGCUAACCGAUUUAACAGCAAGGGCCAGUAUGUCUACCGCGAUAAAGACCGACGGAUGUGCGAACAGAACAAAUCGAGUUUUGUUGUUGCUUAUCCGGAAAUUAAUGAUGAAGUUGCCAGGGAAAUUGUGUUGACAAACAUAAUAUUAAAUAUGUCAUCAUGAUAAUAAGAAAUACAAUUCAUGGGAUUAAUUUAAAAUUUAUUUCGCAUCUUAUCAUAUCGUUACGACCAACCCAACACGGACUCUCUGACACAACUUUCAAUCCUACAAAAUUUUCCUUUGUUCACGAGCAGCGGCAGCAACUGAUUCAACUAACACCAUAUCACUAACACUGCGCAACAGGCACAGAACCAUCACUUUUUGAUCAGUUGCUGCAGCAAGCACACGACCUGAUGAAACCAACGCAGCAACACCGACACCGCACCGACAGAUUCUACCAGCACCGCACCACCCAAGACGGACCACACCAACACGGACUCCCUGCAGCAACUGAUUCGACUGACACCUGCUAGCACUGUACCACCGCCCCGACACAGAACCACUGGCACACAACCACUGUCACAGCACCAUCGACGCUGCACCCGUUGACUCCAAUGUAACUUGCACUGCACGACUCACCACAUCACAACAAAAAUUAAAAACAAAUCGAACCAGCUGUUUUUGACAGUAAACAACCGCAUGUGUGUUAUACUGUAUUUGUUUUCACCACCCGAAAGUGUUGCACCUUCCAAGCUGAAAACGAGCAUGAAUCGAGUUUUGCACUAAUCUUUGUUGGUGUGCGUGAAAUCGGCAGUGUCAACAGAAAACAUCAAGCUGUCAAAAAUCCAUUACAGCUGGUAUUUGUUUUCGUUUGACUUCGAAAAUUGAAAUGAAAUUUACUUUAGUUGAUCAUUAUCUUUUAAAUAUAUUCGAGUGCUAGCAGAAGAGACGAACGGAUGUAUUCGAGAGCUAAGUUUUAUAUUCCGAAAAAUUAACAACCAAGUUUUGAAGAAAAUAGCGGGAGAAAAUUAGUUGAAGUGUUGUGACAUAAAGUAGCUGUGAAAUAAAGAAAAGUUAUAGUGCUUUGUGACAAUAAGCCGAUUAAAUCGGCGAAAGGACGCCUAGGCGGCUUGACCGCCAUUUUUUCCCUUGUGUUGAGAAAAAAGCCAAAAUGGCGUCCGGUAGUGUGACGUCAUCAAAACCCAAAAAAGAGCCGGAGAAUUUUGAAUAUAACAACAACGAUACAGGGCCGUAUCGAGUGUUUGUCGAGUUAAAGGAGCAAGGAGCGUCAAAUGUCAACAUAAACAAAUUUUCACUGGGAGCUCACCUGAAGAAAAUCGAAGAUAUCAAGGGCAAUGUGCAGGAGCUACAACAACUUGGAAAAAAUAAAAUCAUCGUGAAACUCAACAACUACGAUAAAGCAAAUAAACUGGUGAAUUUGAUCAAUACCGACAACAGCAUAUAUCGGGCUUACGUUCCCAAACAUGCUGUCAGCAUAUCUGGAGUCAUCGCAGACAUUCCACUAGAAAUCACCGAAGAAGAAAUACUGAACGACAUCGAAAGCGAAGCACCGGUAAUCUGUGUCAAACGACUUUUUAGAUACGAUGAAAAUAAUGAGAAAAUCUUCAGCCAAAGGGUAAGUGUUACUUUUCGAGCUUGUGUACUCCCCCGCAACGUACGACUGUUUUGUUGCGUCACCCGCGUUCAACCGUUUCUACAGAGAUCUAAUUUCUGUCAGAACUGCCUGAGAUUCGGACACAAAACAGAAAAUUGCAAGGGUCGAAAAAGGUGCCACAAAUGUGGUAUCAUUCAUAAUUCGGAUAAAGAAUACGAGGAGUGUAAGUCGCAAAUUAAAUGUGUAUUUUGCAAAACCACCGAACACGUCUCAGGAGCCAUUAACUGUCGUGAAACUAUUCGCCAAAAAAACAUUAAAAACACCAUGGCAUACCAAAAUCUAACAUAUGCAGAAGCCCAGAAACUAACCCCUAUCACUACGAUGAAUAGAUUUGAAUCUCUCAACCAAACAUCUUCUUUCCCUGCCAUCAAUGAAACUUUUGCUAAAGUAGUCUCGAAGUCCAAUGAACUCAAACAACAAUGGUCAAAAACAAACGAAAUGCGUCCCAAAUUGUUCCCAACUGUCCCUUCAAAACAAAAUAACGAACCAAUAAAAAGUGCCCCUAAACGAAUCCGUAACGAAGAACCAACCGGAGUCUAUUACGAUAAUAUUAAUUUAUCCCACAACAACGGUACAGGCUUGAACAACCCUCACAAAACAUCUGACACCAAUACAUAUAUAAUGCGUAAAGUUGCUGAGACGAAAAAAGAAUUCCAGUUAAUGAUGAUGAAUUUUUACACCGAACUAGUUGGCCAGGAAAAUACUGAUCCUGAAUCAGUACAGAGAUUUAAACAGCUUGCAAAAAAACAUCUAAAACUUGACACCACAUUCAUGUAAAAUGCAUUAAAAAUUUUCACCUUACCAGAAAUUUGACAUUAUUCCUUAAAUAGACGAUUCAACUACAAUACCCUUUAUUUUGGUUAGUUAUUGAGAAUCUUAAUCAUACUAAACAGCCUCUAUUAUGGAUAGUAACAAAAUCCUUCAGUGCAAUAUACAAAGCAUUUGGAAGAACAAGGAUGAGUUACAAAGGGUACUUACUGGCGAAAACUAUCUCGCUGCCUUGAUAUCUGAAACAUGGUCGGAAAAAGAUCAAGAGAAUACCAAAAAGUAUAAAAUUAGUAAAUACAAUUCCAUACUGUCCUCCAGAUCCGAUGGGUACGGGGGUGCAGGAAUUUACCUUCGAAAUGACCUCGGUUACGUCCAAAUCCAACUACCACCAACAUCUAAUUACAUUCAAGCGGUUGCCAUAAGAAUUUUAAAACCCAAUAUUGUUUUGGUUUCCAUCUACAUAAGUCCAUCUACAGCCGUCAAAGACAUGCACGCUCAUUUUUUUAUAACCAUUUUCGAGUGUUUUUCAACCGUUUUAUGGGUUUCCUUCAAAAAGUGCGAUAUUUGUUAUUUUUCAACCGGAAUGAAUUAUUAAAUUUUAACCAUAUUCAAAGUUUAUAUUGGAUAACCAGAAUAAUGGUUAAAUUUUCAAUAACAAACGAAUGCUUCGUACCGCCAUUGUUGUUUUUUUCAGUAACUCGAAAAGUUCCACUUGACGGCUCCAAUAAACUUCCGCGCUACGGAUAAGGUGGGAAGCGUCAGAUACCGUUCUCUGUAAUCAUUCGCAUAUGUACAAUACUAAAGAUGCUGAGUUUGUCGAGUCCGGAAGUUUGUUAUUCUGGCCUCAGUUCACGCGGAGGAAGAUUUCCAAGAUGCUUAAGGAUACGGAUUUGGAGAAUACCUGAGACAUAAGUUAGAGAUUGAGUCAUGAGCGUUGUAUUUUGUUGCCAGGUUGCAGGUUUAGGCAAUAUUAAAACCAAUGCGAUGCAGAUGUGACGAAAUCUAAUGGUGAAGCUGGUUCCAAAUUGCACUGCCUAAAAUUGCUACACUUUAUCCGAAUACCGGCAGUUCUACGGAUACUGGCAAAGAAUGCUGAAAAUGGAUUGCUUUGGCAUCUUCCAAAAGAAAUAUGGGGGCUCAUUGGAAAUCGAAGAGACUGAUCCUACGACUUCCAGCGAUUCGUCCCAGCCGGUGUAGAAUAGAUGUGUAUCUCUAUUGCCAGCAUCCAACAGUGGGGAUACCGGUAGAAGCAACCGGAACAGGUGCAACACGAAAAAAUCUGUUAUGAAAGCUCUAAUAAAGAGACCACCGAUUGAAUUCUGUAAUUUUACAUUAAUCCUGGUUAUUUUCUUUU